Messenger RNA from Ictalurus punctatus (channel catfish), 1499 nucleotides. RefSeq names its product forkhead box N4 (gene foxn4). Gene Ontology annotation, molecular function: transcription cis-regulatory region binding; DNA-binding transcription factor activity, RNA polymerase II-specific. The transcript is spliced from 9 exons. Bases 1 to 1428 code for a protein of 475 amino acids. The record is from RefSeq and is a predicted model, not a curated record. NCBI's taxonomy places the organism in Eukaryota, Metazoa, Chordata, Actinopteri, Siluriformes, Ictaluridae. Gene Ontology annotation, biological process: regulation of transcription by RNA polymerase II.
AUGAUUGACGCUGGCUGUACAGACAGGAUGUCAGGACUGAUGACAAAUUCAGGACAUAAUCAGAACUCGGAGGAGGACUACAGACUCCUGACCUCGGACACGUCCGAGCUGUGUAAGUUUGACCCCGGUGACCUCCAGUCUCUGACCUGGCUGACCUCGGUGGACGUCCCUCGUCUGCAGCAGCUCCGCUCGGGCCGAGCCGAGUUCAGCAUGAGCGCUCAGGACCAACUGCACGCAGCAGCUCAGCUGAGUAACAUGAGCGUGGCUGGAGGCGGGACGUCCAUGCUCCAUCUGCAGAGUAACAUGCAGCACAGCCCUCUGGGAAUCAACAGCAUGCCACAGUUUUCUCCCAGUUUCCCGUGUCCUGCCUCGGUCUAUCAGACCUCUUCUCAGCAGGUGAUGACUUUCUCCCAGUCCAACCAGCAGUGUUCUCCUGGAGGACUGUACAGCAACUUCAACAACCAGAGUUUAUUCACACAGCAGCAGGUCCACCCUCCACACAGCCAGGAGACGCAGCCCAAAACCUUCCCCAAACCCAUCUACUCCUACAGCUGCCUGAUUGCUAUGGCUCUGAAGAACAGUAAGACAGGAAGUCUCCCGGUGAGUGAGAUCUAUAGCUUCAUGAAGGAACACUUCCCCUACUUUAAGACGGCACCAGACGGCUGGAAGAACUCCGUCCGGCACAACCUGUCUCUGAAUAAAUGUUUCGAGAAAGUGGAGAACAAGAUGAGCGGCUCGUCGAGGAAGGGCUGCCUGUGGGCGCUCAACCCGGCCAAGAUCGACAAGAUGGAGGAGGAGAUGCAGAAAUGGAAGCGUAAGGACCUAACGGCUAUCCGACGCAGCAUGGCCAACCCAGAUGAAUUAGACAAGCUGAUCACAGACCGUCCGGAGAGCUGCAGGAGGAAACCGCUGGAUCCUCAGCUUCCUCCGCCUCAGCCGGUUUUGUCUCUGCAGUGCCUUACUGUUCACCAUCAGCUCCAGAUGCAGCUCCACACUCAGCCCCGGAUAGCACCCACGUCUCCGGCUCCUGCUCAAACACCGCCGCUCCACCCUGUACCUGACCUCGUCAAACAACAACAACAACAACAACAACAACAACAACAACAACAAGCGGAGAUCUUCAGCAUCCACAGCGAUGUCCACUCCGAGGUCGAUGCUCUGGACCCCAGCAUCAUGGAUUUCGCCUUGCAAGGAAACCUGUGGGACGAGAUGAAGGACGACAGCUUUAACCUGGAGGCCCUGGGCUCGUUCAGUAACUCCCCCCUGCGUCUCUCUGACUGCGACCUGGAGGGUGUGAGCACGACGCCGGUGUCCAGCGCUGCUGAAAUCCCCUUCUCGGGUGUUUAUACGUCAUACAGCACGGUGGAUGCAUUCUCCAACCAGUACAUCAACACACAAGGCAGCAGCAAACCCAUUAUCCUGCAUUAAACCCGCACACACACACUCGUACCAAACAGCAAAGACCAGCUUUACUCCAAAGGGCCAUCAACAAUGCGGAC